Molecule: messenger RNA, 1747 nt
Organism: Moneuplotes crassus
Lineage: Eukaryota; Ciliophora; Spirotrichea; Euplotida; Euplotidae
Source: the annotation of a GenBank genome assembly
UUUAUCAAUGAAGAUGAAAUUUUAAGCAAAUCUAUCAACGUAUAGAUUGAUGAUAUAUGCCCACUAAAGUCUUUGCAGUAGUUCAAAACUAGCUAAGAGUCUAGUUUUAUACCUGAAUUAGCUUAUUUUAGACAUGAUAACUGUGCAUUUGGAGUGGUAGGCUUAGAAAAUCCAACCCUGUAAAGGCCAAAUCAAAUGAACAGGCCUGUCUAUAAUAAUUUACAUAGAUCACUUUUUAAACAAGAGAAUUUAGCAUCUGAAUUAUAAAGUAUUGGCAAUGCUAUGACAAAUCGAUUCCGAGUCAUGUCAUUAUCUUCAGUGUAAAUUUGAAUUUAAUAAUAAAAACUGUUAGCAUCGUGCGAUGAAGCGAAGCAAUUUAUCACCAUGUUGAAAUGCUCAUCUGUUAGUUUUGUGCAACAAAUGCUGAAAUCAGCAUGUGCAUGGUCUUUUUGAAUUGUCCCAACUGCGAAAAUAUUAUUGAAUGCAGUAUUAAUUGGUUGAGAAAAGUUAAAAAGAAGGCUGUGUUUAUGACUUUUAAGCUUGAACAUCAAGCCAUGUUAUCUGCAUGGAUGGCAAGACUAUUCUGUCCUAAUAAUUCCAAUAAAAAACUUCGUAUAGCAAAGAAGCAUCCCAAGGUUUUAGUUUCAGCAUAUCUCCUCUCUUUCGAUUUGUGCCUGACAAACAGCAAUUUUCAGCAAAAGUUGAUAUUUAGGAAAAAAUUUCAGAAAAUCUUAUAAUUAAUAUUUAUGAUAGACAAUACAUUUUCUCUGAUGAACUAUAUUGGAAAGGGUGGGAGCUCUAAGGUCUUCCUAUCCAAAGACAGGCUCGGAAACAAGGUAGUUCUCAAAGUUAUCAGGCAAGACAAGAAAUAUAAGCGUGAGGCUGCUGAGGAUAUGCUCUACAGGGAGCACUCUCUUCUUCAGAAGUUGCAAUAUCAUCCAAAUAUCAUCGACUCCUAUGGAGUUAAUGUCAACGGAGUAGCAACAAUGGAAGGAGAAAAUGAAGAGAUUAUGUACAGCAUACUCGAGUAUGCUGAACACGGCUCCAUUGCCAACUUCGUUAGGUAUACUGGAGCCAUUGAAGAGAGAAUAGUGAAGUUCUUCAUGAUCCAGAUCUGCAAUGCAAUGGAGUUUAUCCAUCAACAAGGAUACGCUCAUCUUGAUAUCAAGCUGGAAAACAUAUUGCUCGACAGUCUCUUUAAUAUCAAGAUUGCUGAUAUGGGUGCUUCGAUUAAUGUUGAAGACACUUCUGGAUGCACUGAUAAAAGAAGAGGAACUAAAUACUAUAUGGCUCCAGAAGUACUCCAUAAAACUUCUGGAUCGAUGUAUAGUGCUUUCAAAGCGGACAUCUUCUCUCUAGGGAUAUCUCUUUUUGUCUUAUUGGUUGGUGAAUUUCCUAAUUUGGAAAGACUGAGAGACUACUCCUCUACUGAAGAUAGUGAAAAGAACUCUACUUUGCUCCCUCAACAGGAGGCUAACCUUGAGACAUUAAGGAAGUUUAAGAAGCUAAGUCCUUGUCUGCAAGAUUUAAUUAAAAGUAUGACGGAUAUUGACCCUGAAAAUAGGCCUUCAGUAUCCGAGAUCCUUGAAAAUUCAUGGUUCUCUGAAGAUUUUUCAAGAGAGUGUCUUGAAGAAGUCCAUUCGGAGAUGGAAGCCAGGAAAGAGUUUAUGCUAAAAAGCUCUUUCAAACACAACUAGAUUGGUUAGACACUCGUUCUAAUCACUCAUUAAUUAAUUCAUAUUUAAUA